Messenger RNA from Pseudopipra pipra, 9401 nucleotides. RefSeq names its product zinc finger MYND-type containing 8 (gene ZMYND8). Gene Ontology annotation, biological process: regulation of DNA-templated transcription. Gene Ontology annotation, molecular function: protein binding; transcription corepressor activity. The transcript is spliced from 21 exons. Gene Ontology annotation, cellular component: cytoplasm; nucleus. The coding region runs from base 346 to 3762 and encodes 1138 amino acids. NCBI's taxonomy places the organism in Eukaryota, Metazoa, Chordata, Aves, Passeriformes, Pipridae. The record is from RefSeq and is a predicted model, not a curated record.
CCUGGAGCGGGCCGGAGGGGGCCGGGGGGUCUCGGUGUCUGGGCUGACAUCGAUAUUUUUGGUUUUGGCUCCGCAGCGUUUUGAACACGGGGAAGGGCACGCGCCGAGGGGCAGCAGCUCCUCCGUGACAAAGCGAUUUCUAUUCCACAGCAGCUUUUCUGGGGGGAAACGAGACGUGAAUUUUUCCUGUCUGAGGGCUCGUUUUCCCCCACCAAGGCUCAGCUUAUCUAGAGAAAUCACAGUGUAGGUACGCGGUCGCAGCGGCACAUGUUAAUAUAUUUAAAUUCUGGAACAGGAGAACUCUUCUCUGAAUUCCGAGCCCAUUAAUUUCAGUCCCCGCUGAGCAUGUUCACUUUCGGCUUGGCUGAAGAGGAAAUAAAGGCAGAGCAGGAGGUGGUGGAGGGGAUGGACAUCUCCACUCGAUCCAAAGAUCCUGGCUCUGCUGAACGCACAGCACAAAAAAGGAAAUUUCCCAGCCCUCCACAUUCCUCUAAUGGCCACUCACCACAAGAUGCAUCAACAAGUCCUAUAAAAAAGAAAAAGAAACCUGGUCUAUUGAACAGUAAUAAUAAAGAGCAGUCAGAACUAAGACAUGGUCCGUUUUACUAUAUGAAGCAGCCACUCACCACAGACCCUGUUGAUGUUGUACCGCAGGAUGGACGGAAUGAUUUCUAUUGCUGGGUUUGUCAUCGGGAAGGCCAAGUCCUCUGCUGCGAGCUCUGCCCUCGGGUUUAUCAUGCUAAGUGUCUGAAACUGACAGCCGAGCCAGAGGGGGAUUGGUUUUGCCCCGAAUGUGAGAAAAUCACAGUGGCAGAAUGCAUAGAAACACAGAGUAAAGCAAUGACAAUGCUCACCAUCGAACAGCUAUCAUAUCUACUGAAGUUUGCACUACAGAAAAUGAAACAGCCAGGGACAGAGCCAUUUCAAAAGCCAGUUUCACUGGAUCAACACCCAGAUUAUGCAGAAUAUAUCUUUCAUCCAAUGGACCUUUGUACAUUAGAGAAGAAUGUUAAAAAGAAAAUGUACGGUUGCACUGAAGCAUUUUUGGCUGAUGCCAAAUGGAUUUUGCACAACUGCAUUAUUUACAAUGGGGGAAAUCACAAAUUGACACAGACAGCAAAAGUCAUCAUCAAAAUCUGUGAGCAUGAGAUGAAUGAAAUCGAAGUUUGUCCGGAAUGUUAUUUAGCUGCUUGCCAAAAACGAGAAAAUUGGUUUUGUGAGCCUUGUAGCAAUCCCCACCCUUUGGUCUGGGCUAAACUCAAAGGCUUUCCAUUCUGGCCUGCUAAAGCACUGAGGGAUAAAGACGGGCAAGUCGAUGCCCGUUUCUUUGGCCAACAUGACAGGGCCUGGGUUCCAAUAAAUAAUUGCUACCUCAUGUCUAAAGAAAUUCCUUUUUCUGUGAAAAAGACUAAAAGCAUCUUCAAUAGUGCAAUGCAAGAAAUGGAGGUUUAUGUUGAUAACAUUCGUAGAAAAUUUGGAGUAUUUAAUUACGCACCUUUCCGGACACCAUAUACUCCCAACAAUCAAUACCAAAUGUUGUUAGACCCUGCAAACCCAACUGCUGGAACUGCAAAGACAGACAAACAAGAGAAAAUCAAACUGAACUUUGAUAUGACAGCAUCACCCAAGAUUCUGAUGAGCAAGUCUAUGCUGAGCAGCAGCACAGGCCGUAGGAUUUCACUGACAGAUAUGCCACGGUCACCAAUGAGUACAAACUCAUCAGUUCACACUGGCUCUGAUGUUGAACAGGAUGCAGAGAAAAAAGCAACUUCCAGUCAUUUUAGUGCCAGUGAAGAAUCCAUGGACUUUAUUGAGAAAAAUACAGCUUCUCCAGCACCAACGAGAACAGGGCAAGCAGGGAGCUUGUCAGGCAGCCCCAAACCUUUCUCUCCUCAAGCAUCAACACCAAUUUCUUCUAAGCAAGAAAGAACCUCCACUCCAGGAAGCAUUCUGAAUCUUAAUCUUGACCGUAGCAAAGCUGAGAUGGAUCUGAAAGAGCUGAGUGAGUCAGUCCAGCAGCAGAGCACUCCUGUGCAGCUCAUCUCCCCCAAACGACAGAUCCGGAGCAGGUUCCAGCUGAACCUGGACAAGACAAUAGAGAGCUGCAAAGCACAACUGGGAAUAAAUGAAAUAUCUGAAGCUGUUUAUACUGCAGUAGAACACAGUGACUCUGAAGAUUCUGAAAAAUCCGACACCAGUGACAGCGAAUACAGUGAUGAGGAUCAGAAAUCAAAGAAUGAUCAAGAAGAUGGUGAGGACAAGGAAGGUACAAGAAGUGACAAAGAAUCACUGAGCUUGAAAAAAAAACCUAAGCCCCCAGCACAGAAUGAAGACAAGGAGGAACUUAAAAGCACAAGUCCAGAAGUGGAGAAAACAGAAGAACCGGUCAAGGAAAAGUCCAUUUCAGACACUGAAAAAGAAUUUUCUGAAAAGGGAAAAAGUUUACAGCAUCCUGCAAAAGAAAAGCUGAAAGGUAAAGAUGAAACAGACUCUCCAACUGUGCAUCUAGGACUGGACUCUGAUUCUGAGAGUGAACUUGUCAUCGAUCUAGGAGAUGAUCAUUGUGCUCGUGAAGGAAGGAAAAACAAGAAAGAAUCUAAAGAACCUUCUCCCAAACAAGAUGUUGUAGGUAAAACUCCACCCUCCUCCAGUGCAAGCACUCAGCCUCUACCAGAAACUCCAGUCCUCACCCGUUCUGCAGCCCAGACCCCCCCAGCUGGUGUGACAGCAACCACGAGUGCUGCUUCCACUGCCAGUGCUCCAUCUGCAGCCACAGGGAGCCCUGUGAAAAAGCAGAGGCCUUUGCUGCCCAAGGAAACUGCCCCUGCUGUGCAGCGGGUGGUGUGGAAUUCUUCCAAUAAAUUCCAGACAUCAUCUCAGAAAUGGCACAUGCAGAAGGUACAGAGGCAGCAGCAACAGCAGCAGAGCCAGCAGGCUCAGUCACAGCAGCCUCAGUCCUCUCAAGGGACGAGAUACCAGACAAGACAAGCAGUUAAAGCUGUGCAGCAAAAAGAGAUCACCCAGAGCACUUCCACGUCCACUAUAACCUUAGUCACAAGCACUCAGCCUAUUUCUAUGGUUACCAGUUCUGGAUCUGCAAGUACACUUUCUUCCUCACUAAACACAGACCUGCCCAUUGCAACAGCUUCAGCUGAUGUGGCUGCAGAUAUUGCUAAAUAUACCAGCAAAAUGAUGGAUGCCAUCAAAGGAACAAUGACUGAAAUAUAUAAUGAUCUUUCAAAAAAUACUACUGGAAGUACAAUAGCUGAGAUUCGGCGUUUGAGGAUCGAGAUAGAAAAACUUCAAUGGCUCCAUCAACAGGAACUCUCAGAAAUGAAGCAUAACCUAGAACUGACAAUGGCUGAAAUGCGUCAGAGCCUGGAGCAGGAACGAGAUCGUUUGAUUGCUGAGGUGAAGAAGCAGCUGGAACUGGAAAAGCAACAAGCAGUGGAUGAAACCAAGAAGAAGCAGUGGUGUGCCAACUGCAAGAAAGAGGCCAUCUUCUACUGCUGUUGGAAUACCAGCUACUGUGACUACCCCUGCCAACAAGCUCACUGGCCUGAGCACAUGAAAUCGUGCACACAGUCAGCUACUGCGACACAGCAAGAAACAGAUACUGAAAUUAGCACAGAAACACUAAAUAAAUCAUCCCAACCCAGUUCAAGUGUGCAGUCUACACCCACAGAAACAGCCAGCACCCCUAAGGAAAAGGAAGGUUCAGCUGAUAAAAGCAAAGAGAGUGUUACAGAUCCAUCAGUGUAGCUUCUGGUCUGGAUCUUUCGAUACAAGUUGCCUUCUGAUAAGCAAUACUGACUGCAGCACUUCCAAGCCCUUCUUGCCUGGGGGUUCAGAGGCCAAGCUCAAGACCUGCAUUCAAAUCAACUUACUUUAUCACCACAGACUGUCAUUAGGGUACCACAAUGUUCCAUAACACUGAUACAACAGUUCACCUGGAUCUACGGUUAACGGAGCAGUUCCGAAAUCCUCCAUAGCAUCUACUCUGAUAGUAUUCAGUAGGCAAGGAUGAGCUAAUGCUCUAAUAAAAGGGACUUAACAUUGCAUAUAUAGAAAAUGUUUAUAGAGAAGAUUCUGCUUUAUAGGUAGGGCUUGACUAUUAGCAAUUUCGGCAUCAUUUUUUUUUUCUCCCCUUGCAAGAUUUAUUAAAUGAAAAAUUUUAGUGGGGAGGGGGGGCUGAUCCUUCAAACCCUUACACGUGAUCCUGCACAUCAGUAGGAGCCUUGUUGUAUUUUAAAAUAUUAAAGGCAAACUAAUUUUGUAGUAUUGUGAUUCCAGCAUGAUGUCUCAUUGAGAUAGUCCUGUAGAAUUGGGAAGCAUAGUAAUCUAGAGAGCUGUGUUCAUUUCUUGACACUUUUGCUACUGUCUGGUGUUAGAUCUCUGGGCUUGACAUGUCACCUAAGGGAGUAACUUGGGGAAACAGAUUUGAAGAGGGGGAAAAAGGAUGUGCUGUUCCACUUGAAUACUUUGAUGAAGUUGGUUAAACUCUGACUCAUUCAGUUGAUGUUUGUUUGCAUUGUUCUGGUGGCACAAGCUUUAUAUUACCGGGGAAAUAGGGAAUGUGAGACCUAAAGCUUGCCAGGGAAUAUUCCAGUUAUACAAAUCUGGAAUUUCACAUAGGUGUUCUACCUGAAACAUCAUGCUGUAUACAUGGAUCAUGUUCACAAUAUGAAUUUUGUUUUAUUAACAAAGAAGUAACCUGUGAAUUCAUUGAGAUGCAGAUUUUUAACAUAAAGAAAACAUCCAACAUAAAUUUCCUAUCGUAGUAACAACAACUAGGUGGAAUUUAUGUAAAAGCUGAGGCUUCUACUGAGGUUGCCCGUGCUGUCUCUGCAGAUAGCAACAGGUGUGACAAGCAACCAGCCUAUAAAACUGGUCCAGGUACCACAGACCACCACCUAUAUUCCAACUACUCAACCCACAAUUGUAAGUACAACAUCAUAAUUUAAAGUCUGCAGCAGCGCCAUGCCUGGCAUUAAAACUGCUCAGUAUCUCUGGGGGGUUGUUUCUGUCUGCUCUUCUAUCAAGGGAUGAAUUCACUGGUAGAGUCUCGACUUGCAGUGCAAAAUGUCUUCUUUUGCUGUGCAACAUUCCACCCCUUCAUUCCAUUCAUGAUUGCAAGGAUCCAGAAGUUGUUAAGUCUAGUGAAGGCACUGAGGACAGGCAGAUGCCAUUUCACAUUAUUGGUUCAUUUCAUGUAUAUACUUGACCACAACAUCAAUGUAAAUAUAUAGAAUUCAUUUUAAAUAUCUUUUAAAUAUCUUUUUGUCUAUGGUAUCCUAAAGAGAUUUAAUUAUUUCUGAGCUAUGCUUGAUAUUCCUGUGACAUCUCAGUACCUAUAAAAGAGACUAUGCAUUUGUCAGCAGUGUCUCUGGCAUGGAGUCUUGCACAUUAGUGUUACAGAAUGAUGAGAAAUUGCAUUGGAAUCAGACCUUUUUUUUUUUUCCCAUCAAAGGCUUAAGGACAGCUGAAUUCCCUAGUGUCAGUCAAAGGAGAUGGGACAGAAGUAAGUUUGAUUUUUGUAUUUAAUGCACCAUAAGAGCCCAUUAUUUCAGCUGGUUGUGCUCUGCAGGGCUCACGUCAGAGUCAGUGUGGCCCCUGAGCUGGCACUGCCCUGGUCCCAGCGCUGCCUCAGGUGGGGUUCAGCAGGGGAGCCCACGUGUGGGUAACUUCAGUUCACUUCUGACUUCAAUCAGAUAAUUUAUAACAAUAACUAUGUACUGUUUUAACAGUGUACCCUAACCACACUGUGACUGGGAGGCCUGAUGUGCUGUCCAAGUCCCUCUGUCUGUCUCUCUCCUUGUGCACCCCCCACCAGCUGCAGGACACACCCGUGUGUGUGUCAGUGAAUACACCACAUGCACGAGGACAGAGAGUGUUUCACAGCCAUCAUAUUCCACACAAACUUAGUGGGGAUCGUGCUCUUAGUGGGGAUCAUCACAUCCCACAUUCCUCACAGCAUUUUAACUCCACUCCCUUGGUCUCAACUGAGAGCACUGUGCACCUUUGCAGCAUUGGCCCUGAGUUGCUUGGACUGAAUUACCAUUAACAACAAGGUUUUAUAUGUGUUUAAAAAUCCAACAGCAGACAUCAAAGGCGUUAGGCUUUUUUUUUUGUGAAGAACUGUGAGGCUGUAAGAUCCUAAGGUGGUUUUGUGUAAUCAGAAAAAUGGCAGUUACUUUCAUAGGUUUUCUGUAACACAAAGUGUACUGAAGUUAUGUAAAGCAGAAUUGGAAGGUCUGAAAGGUUUCCAACUUUAUUUGUGCAUGUUUAUAACUUUGUACACAUUUGCAUUAGUCUUGCACAGCUACAGACACCUCUGUAUUCUAAUGACUGCACGUGCAAUUUAAAUGAUUUUAAACCUUAGUGCAUGUUUAAUAUGUAUGCAAAAUGUACAUAUGUGUAAAACUGGCAGAGGUGGAAAAUUUACCUCUCAGGGAAUGAUCUUAACACAUUUAGGGAGUCUCGCACAUUCCAUAUUCCGAUCGCGCUAAGAACUGAAACUUAAUUAUUUUCAUGUGUGUAAGUGUGUAUAUUUAAAAGGCGACUGUGGCAACCUUAAUUUCCCCACCUCUAGUACUGACAGUGACUUACAUAAUGGCUUCUUUAGGGUUCAGUUUGCACUUUGUGUCCAACUAGGAAUUCCUUCCUCUGAACAACUCCCAGUGUACCUUCUGGGCACCAUUUCCAUGGAACCCUGUACACGCAUCUGAAAUCAUUACAAAAUGGCAGUAAUCUGGAAUUCAUUCAGAAAAUUGGUUCCAUGUUUGGUUUUGAUUCUUCCUGCAGUUAAAAUAAUGUAAAAAUAUGAAUCCAUCAUCUUUGCAUUCCAGGGGAUGGAACGAGUAGGCUUCUGGAAGGCACAGACUGUCUUUGUGGAAUACUAUUAAGACACUCGUGUGGUUUCUUGAAUCAGUGUGGGGAAACAUUGGGCUUCACUGAACUUGUAUUUCUUCUUCCGUGUUCUCUAUGGAAUGUCACACUACCACUGGGGGAAGAUCUGUGCAUCCCUUUCAGGUUCCUCAAAGUCUCACUCCCUGUCUCUUCCACAAGAUGUUGUGAACUGAAAUGGAUGCGUUUGUUUGAUCACCAGUUGUGCAUCACUGGAAUUGUAUUGGAACAUCCUUGCAGUUUGUAUGGUAGAGACAUUUCUAGACUUUCUCACGUUUUUGGAGGAAGGUUAAGAUACAGACUUAAGGUUCAAUAAAUCCUUUUACAGAUCUUCCAGAGUGAUGUGACCUUGACCAGAUUGUUUAACAUUCUUGUGCCUUUGUCUCUGCAUCUGUAGAAUCAAUUACCACCUAUAGAGAUGUCCUGAAACUCCAUUUGUCGAGAUGUAUAAAUCAUGAUCUGUAUGAUGGAAGUGAAAAGUUUAUUCUAUAUUAAUAUUUUUACAGGGUGUGUAAGACAGUUCCCAGUAAUGCUGAUGUUUUUGCUAUUGAUUUGUGCAAAAGUUAACUUAAGUACUUUUUUUGUUCAGAUGGAUGUUCUUUGUUCUCUUCUGUGUAGACUGAAUGCAUGGGGGAAAUAGUUCCUUUUGGGGAAAAAGAUUUAAGUAAUGUGUAACAAGAAUAUACUUAUAAACAAGGGUAUUUUUGUACUCCAGUUUGAUUUGUCAAAAACUUUUUCAAAUGACAGAGGAUUUUCUUAGCCCUUUUUCCUCUUCCCAUGUAUUAGUUUGCAGAAAAUACAUAACUGGAUGUAAUUCUGAGACCCUCACUCUCCAAGCACAGACAGUGUGUACAGUCCCUAUAGCACCUCCUGUCCCUAAUUCUAUAGCAGUAACGAGAACACACACAAACUCUUAGCUAUAGGGAAGUUAAAACACUACUUUGUCCCCUGGAACGAGGUAAUACUGCGGUUACAAAGGUAUUAGUUCCUGCACAAAAUUGGCACUUGUUCUGGAUUUCCCCUGGAAGAUAAAUCUCUAUUUCUGUGGUCAUGUUUAUGUGACCUUUAACAUAACAAUCUGUUUCUCUUGGUUUUAAUCCACAGACCAUUCCUGUAGUGGUAAGUCCUUCUGCUGGGACAGUGGCAAUGAGAACUGGAGUUCAGUAUGUUCAGACCACAAUGCCAGUCCAAGUACGAAGAGUCUAACUGCUAACAAGAAGUCCAUACAAUUGUUGGAAUAAAUAAGUCUAAUAGAAAUGUGAAAAAUAAACACAGUUCUUUGGAUUAACCUCAAAGGUUCAGACUUUAGCUUUGUGUAUGUGUACAAAGCAUUAAUUACACUACAUUAAUGUAAAGCAUUAGUGCUGGCUUAGAAAAGCUGAGGACAGGUAAGAUCCAUAUUAAAUCUAUGCUUCUUUUGUAAAUAAUGUACAAUUUGUGGAUGUCAUUAGAGUACCAUCUCCUUUUUAUAUUUGUAUUGACUUUAACUUAUAAAGAGUGUUUGAAGUUGGAAAAGGAAGGUUUGAAACAGCCUUAUCACAACCUAAUGCUGAAAACUGGUCUUGGGAAACUGCAGUUAUGCAUCAAAUAAUACUAAGAAUCUGAACAUCUGUCUUUGCAUUUGGAUUGAAAAAAAAUUCUGCACUUUGAAACUCUUGUAGAGUUUCUUUGAACAACCAAGUGAUGAAGGAUACCUUUUUUCAGUUGAUUGCAUCAGGCAAAUUAUGACAUUUCCAAUCUGUGGAUCUGAAACACAAAGAUUUAUGUUGUUUUUUUUCAUAAUGACCAGACUAACAAAAAUUUCAUUUAGUCUAAGAUCAGAAAAGUUGGAAAGCGUAACAGCAGCUGGUUGUAGAACGGUUUCUGAUCACUGAUAUCGAAGACUGAGGAAAGUAAAAUUUGUUCCUGUGCUUCUUAUUUUUUAAAAAUUCUCCCAAAGGACUUUGAACAAGAAUUAGGUGUGGAGAAAAACACGGAUCAGGAAACACGGGCAAAGGACUUUUGAUGCUGGGCCAGAGCAUGUGUUAUUUAUAUGAUGGAAUUUCUGUUUUUCUGUAAGCAUGAAGCAGUGCAGUACGAGAGGAGCUCCCCCUGCAGAUGCUGUCUGUUACACUGAGACUGUAGUCCCAUUUUGUAUGUUGUGUAAAACGAAAGCAUUGAACAAAGCAAAGGUGAUGUAUGUAUAUGAGAAAAUUAACUGUAUGAUAUCAUUCCAGUACAUUCUGUUGUACAUUUUAGUCAUGUUGAUUUCUCCCAUUGUUUAUAUAAGAAUGCGGUUUGUACAGUCUCCAGCUAGUCCCCAGAUGAGAGGGAAAAAAAGUAUUAGAAGGAAAAAAAAAAAAAGGCAAGAACAGAAUAUUCAUUAAUUGCAGUUGUGUCAAAACUAGCCUAGCUGGCCUUAUUUGUGAAGCAUAAUUGCUUUUAGCAUAUGGAAGUAUUUUUUCACAUUUUCUUUGUAUAAAAUUUGUAUUAAACUUAAAUAUCUUUUUUGACAA